UCUUUUCCGCCUCCGCCCCCAAACCGCUAGGGCUUCUCUUCUCUUCUCUUCUUCUCCUCCUCUCUCUCUCCAUCGGCGCGGUGCGGCGGAGGAUUCGCGAGGAUGAGUGACGACAAGCAGAAGGACGGCCUUAACAUCUCCGAUCUUAGCGCUGCUCUCCCUGCCAACGUCCCUGGUCUCAGUGCGGAGGAUCGGGCUGACCUCGUGAAUGCUCUCAAGAACAAGCUGCAUAGCCUAGCGGGGCAGCACUCGGAUGUUUUGGAGAGCCUCCCGACAAAGGUCAGAAAGCGGGUUGAAGUCUUAAGGGAAAUACAGAGUCAACAUGAUGAGCUUGAAGCUAAAUUUUUCGAGGAAAGAGCAGCCCUUGAAGCUAAGUACCAAAAACUUUAUGAGCCAUUAUACACCAAGCGAUAUGAAAUUGUGAAUGGUGUGGUUGAAGUGGAAACUGUUAAAGGUGAAGGCACGGAAGAAGCACCUGCCGAGGAAAAAGAAACUGAAGAAAAAGGUGUGCCUGACUUUUGGCUGACUGCUAUGAAGACCAAUGAAGUACUGGGUGAGGAGAUCCAAGAACGGGAUGAGGCAGCACUGAAGUAUUUGAAGGAUAUCAAGUGGUACAGAAUAGAUAAUCCAAAGGGUUUUAAGCUUGAAUUCUUUUUUGACACCAAUCCGUUUUUCAAGAAUUCUGUUCUCUCCAAAACCUAUCACAUGAUUGAUGAUGAUGAACCUAUUCUGGAGAAAGCAAUUGGGACUGAGAUAGAAUGGCACCCUGGGAAGUGUUUAACCCAAAAGAUUCUGAAAAAGAAGCCUAAGAAAGGAUCAAAGAAUGCCAAGCCCAUUACCAAAACUGAGAAUUGUGAAAGUUUCUUUAAUUUCUUCAAUCCACCUCAAGUUCCAGAAGAUGAUGAGGAUAUUGAUGAUGAGACUGCUGAACAACUACAGAGCCAGAUGGAACAAGAUUAUGAUAUUGGAUCCACUAUUAGGGAUAAGAUAAUUCCUCAUGCUGUUUCAUGGUUUACGGGAGAGGCUGUUCAAGGAGAAGAUUUUGAGGACUUGGGUGAUGUUGAUGAGGAAGAUGGAGAUGAAGAGGAUGAAAAUGAAGAUGAGGAUGAAGAAGAAGAUGACGAGGAUGAGGAUGAUGACGAAGAGGAAGUAAAAACCAGGAAGAAGAAGUCAGGUGGAACCCAUGCCGCGGAGGGUCAGCCAGUUGAUCGGCCCGCAGAAUGCAAGCAGCAGUGACUUUGUUUAGUAUGAAAAACAUUGCUAUUAGCGCAAUUGUGCGUAGUAUCGGAGGUUUUGGUGGUGAGUGAACUUGUCUGGUUCUGAUUUUCCUGUUGUGUUGUAUUGGGGGAAAAACCUGGACUGGGAUUUGGGGACUGGAGUUUUGUUGUCCUAGUAGGCUUCUGUUAGUAUAUCCUAUUAUUGGUUAUUCCUUUGCUCUUUUCCUUAUUAUUGUGCUAUAUAAAUAUCUCGGCUUGGUCUAAAUUUCCGUGAUUAUUUUGGAUGCC
Molecule: messenger RNA, 1505 nt
Organism: Dioscorea cayenensis subsp. rotundata (Guinea yam)
Lineage: Eukaryota; Viridiplantae; Streptophyta; Magnoliopsida; Dioscoreales; Dioscoreaceae
Product: nucleosome assembly protein 1;2-like
Biological process (GO): nucleosome assembly
Cellular component (GO): chromatin; nucleus
Molecular function (GO): chromatin binding; histone binding
Source: RefSeq, a predicted model, not a curated record